AUGUCGACAUCUUUGCCUCCUCAAAUGAGAUUGUUGUGGGAUGUUCAAAUAAAACAGCUAUCUACAAAAUCUCCCAAGGGAUAUAGAUGGGAUCCAAGGUACUGUACUAGAAUUUAAUUUAUUAUUCAUUAUUCAAUAUAUGUUAUUGAGCUUGUCCCUGCGCAACUAAGUAUGUGACUAGUAUAAUAUAAAGGUUUUUCGAGUAGGGCAACAUCUUAUCUAUUUGAAACACUGGAACCAUCUCUAACAACGUACUACUUAUACAGACAAAAUAUUUGUCGCAUCAAGCAAUAGUGUGCCCGCCCUACUAACAAGGGCCAAUAAUACUUAUUCAGGGAAAAUGCUGAUAUAUUUUUUCUUAACGAUUGUAGAAUUGUCAGAUUUUCCUUGGAUCUCUACUGCAAAAAUCCGAAAGCGUUAGAUUCCGUGCGUGAAUUUAUUAUACUUCCAAGUAAUCGUCUAAUCAGGUAAUAUAUAUGGGCACUUACUGCCGCCAUUCAAGGUUCAGUUACUCUGGCUAGAUAUUAUCAGGCGAUUUUUUUUUAAAUUUAAUGGAACCAAAUUUAAAGAUGGUUUUCGGCUCGACAGGCUCUACAAAUGGUAAAAUGUUUCCUGGAAUAAAAAAAUGUGGGUGGCUAGGCGUUUUUGUAAGUAAAAUGCUAAAGGAGCUCUCACAUAAGCAUCUACCAAUGAACCAAUGUCGUUCACCACUUUUUAUUUCAAUUAUUAGAUAUUACAAAAAUUCAGUAAAUCAAGAGCCAGGAUGGAACAGUGAAACGAUUUCAUGGUGCAAGCGUGAAGCUGAAUGGCAAAAGUUGAAAGAUCAUGACUACUGGGGUGUUUUUUUAUAG
Paramuricea clavata is the source of this 851-nucleotide messenger RNA. Lineage: Eukaryota; Metazoa; Cnidaria; Anthozoa; Malacalcyonacea; Plexauridae. The record is from the annotation of a GenBank genome assembly.